CACCUGGGGCCCGGAGUCACAUGCCAGGAAACUCAACACUCUUGGUGCCCGGCCCCCAACUUCCAGCAGCUACGAGCAAACAGGGCUUCUAGAGGAGGAAUCGGUUCUCCAGAGCCAGACAGGAGGGAGACUACUUCCGGGGAGAGAGCACAAAGGAGAAGACUCUCCCACCAACAGGGAUCCUAUUGCACUCCAGGACUAUGCCAAUCUUCGGCCAUGCUCCCACCAGCUGGUCACCUCCUGUCUCUCCUGCUGGUGCUAGGCACAGGUGGCACAGUGUCCAACCCCUGGGUACCUCCUCAGGGCUGCUACGUGGCAGAAGAAGCUGGUGAGAGAACAUUCCGCUGCAGCCAGGCAGGCCUGAGUGCUGUGCCCACCGGCAUCCCCAACGACACCCGCAAGCUCUACCUGGAUGCCAACCGGCUGGCAUCAGUGCCAGCUGGAGCCUUCCAGCACCUGCCUGUCCUGGAGGAGCUGGAUCUGUCCCACAAUGUCCUUGCCCACCUCUCAGGGGCUGCUUUCCAGGGCCUGGCAGGCACACUGCGCCACCUCGACCUCUCUGCCAACCAGCUGGCCUCAGUGCCUGUGGAGGCCUUUGUGGACCUGCAGAUCCAAGUGAAUCUAUCUGCCAACCCAUGGCGCUGUGACUGUGCCCUCCAGGAGGUGCUCAGGCAGGUGAGGCUGGCCCCGGACACUGGAACAGGCAUCGUGUGUGGCCCAGGAGCCCGGCCAGACCUCGUGGGGCAGGAGUUCCUGCCAGUGGCGGGGGAGGAAGAGCUGUGUAGGACGGGGCGGGGCGGGGCCCAGCGGAGCACUGAUGUGGCCCUGCUGGUCACCAUGGGGGGCUGGCUGGUGCUCGUGGUGGCUUAUUUGGCCCAUUACGUGUGGCAGAACCGGGAUGAGACCCGUCGGCCCCUCAAGCGGGCCCCCGUGCUGCCCGUGCAGUCUGAGGACUCCUCUACCCUCAGCACAGUGGUCUGAGGACCAGGGCCGCUCCUCCAGCCCCAUGCCCCACACUCCUACCACUGUGCCCUCUCUUUUCCUCUAACCCUUUGCUUCCUCUGCAGCCCCAUCCCAUCCCCCAAACUCCUCCUCCCUUCCUCGUCUGUCUCCCCUAAACAUCUAAUCUCUCUGCCUCUUAACAAACACCACCUGGAGUUUUUGGUGCCUACUAAGCCUGAGCUGUGCUAGACUCAGAGACCCUAAGCUCCCAAGUCCACAGUGGGUGGGGUGCAACAGAACAGAGAAUGAUUGUAGGUAGUACGUGUGCCAACUCUGAGGUGGGUGCAGGCGGCCGUGGGAACAUGGAGAAGGAAGCCUCUGCCUAGCUGAGGUGAUCUCAGAGCUUUACUGUGUGCAUGUCUGAACUGACAUUUAAAGAAUGAGAAGGGAUUUGGGCAGAAGAGGGAGGACCCUAGUGAAAAAGCGGUAGACAAAGGCAAAGAUACAAAAACUUGGAAAGUAUGGGCACCAAUAAGCCUAGCUGGGGGCUGGAAUAGAGGGUGCAAAGAGGGGCGAAGGGAUGGUGGGCCAAGCCGGAGGAGAAGUCAGAAACUGGGGUGCAGACAGAUUGAGGAGGACAGUGUGGGCUCCUGCUGUCUUCUACGGAGAGGCCCCUCCUUACUUCCUGCCUUUCUCUUGGCCCCAGGUUCCUCUCCC
Messenger RNA from Suricata suricatta (meerkat), 1659 nucleotides. It is a transcript of the gene LRRC3C, whose product is annotated as leucine rich repeat containing 3C. The annotation marks the transcript as partial. Lineage: Eukaryota; Metazoa; Chordata; Mammalia; Carnivora; Herpestidae. The record is from RefSeq and is a predicted model, not a curated record. Gene Ontology annotation, cellular component: plasma membrane. The transcript is spliced from 2 exons. Gene Ontology annotation, molecular function: protein binding.